UACUAAAGUUUUCUGUCGCCCAAUCUGCCUUGAAUAUUAUUCUGAUAAUCAUUAACGUUCUUAUUCAAAGUUAAGAUAAAAUCCAAUUAAUAUAAAAAUAAAAAAGAUAAAGAAGAAAAUAUGAAACAUGUUAUUGGCAUUAAGAUUAUUUCAAGUUAACAAACAAAAAAUGAAAUCAUUAUUAUAUAUGUUGAUAUCACUUACAUGUCUCAAUAUUGUCUAUUCCAAAAAUGCAACUAUUGAAGAAAUUUGUAACGAAACCAGCAAAUUAAUUCAUUUUUGGCAAUGCUUAUUGCCAAAACUUCCUUCUUAUUACCUAGAUUUAUAUACUGAAGCUGUACGAUGCGUUCAGAAUAUUUUUAAGAUUUCUGAUGAAAUAUCAGCAUUAGUUUUUUUAUCGUGCUCUGAUGAUUUUCAAGGAGAAGAGAUUAUUGACUGUAUAAUAAAAAUAUAUAAGAAUAAAAAUGCUCCUUCUGAAUCAGACGAAAGAGAAAUGGAUGCAGCAUUUUCGUCUUGUUCAGAAGAAUCAAGAAUUUUCAAUAAUUAAUUAAUAAGUCUAGAUUUAUAUAUUUUAUUGUAAAAAAAUGAAAUG
Messenger RNA from Centruroides sculpturatus (bark scorpion), 592 nucleotides. RefSeq lists its product as uncharacterized. NCBI's taxonomy places the organism in Eukaryota, Metazoa, Arthropoda, Arachnida, Scorpiones, Buthidae. Bases 128 to 547 code for a protein of 139 amino acids. The record is from RefSeq and is a predicted model, not a curated record. The transcript is spliced from 6 exons.